Messenger RNA from Solanum pennellii, 2134 nucleotides. RefSeq lists its product as uncharacterized. The transcript is spliced from 5 exons. The record is from RefSeq and is a predicted model, not a curated record. The coding region runs from base 408 to 1826 and encodes 472 amino acids. NCBI's taxonomy places the organism in Eukaryota, Viridiplantae, Streptophyta, Magnoliopsida, Solanales, Solanaceae.
AGACAAAAGGUAGUCUAGAGAGAGAGAGAGAGGAGUAGGAGAGCAGCAAAAUAAAGGAAGGUGGAGGGUCUCUGUUUUCAGUUUCCACUAUUAUUUCCCCAUCAAAGAAAGCAAUGACCAACAAGCACUGCCCAAACCAAGUCUGUUGAUCCAUCAAUCAUACUUUCAACUCAUUUUCUUACUUUAGGUAAAAUGCAACUCUCUCAUCUCACUUUUCCUCUUGCAAAAAUGUUUAGGGUUUGUGAUCUCUAGCUAAACUGGGAUUUCAACAAAUUGGUACAACCACACUGCUGGAUACGGUGAGGGAAGGUGAAUUUUAGAGCUUGCUUACAAGUUUCUGUUCAAAGGUGUUAGGGACUGUCUUUGUGUAUUGUCAUUGGGCAUCUGCUGAUAGUUAAGUUGGUGUUAUGGGUUCUCGAUUCCCAUCUCAUCAGUUGAGUAGUGGCCUUUAUGUAUCUGGCCGGCCUGAGCAGCCAAAAGAAAAGACCCCCACUAUGAGCUCAGCUGCCAUGCCUUAUACUGGAGGGGAUAUUAAAAAGUCUGGAGAACUUGGAAAAAUGUUUGUUACCCCAGCGGAUGGCUCGAGGUCGCGGAAAUCUGGACCGAUCAACAGCAAUGCGCCGUUGAGAACAGGGUCCUUUAGUGGUGCUACUUCUCAUUCAGGUCAACUUAAUUCAGGCAAUCGAAUGACUACUGGUGGUGCUCCUGGAUAUGUUUCUAUGAAAAAGACCAACUCUGGGCCUUUGAAUAAACAUGGAGAGCCUAUGAAGAAGUCCUCUGGUCCUCAAGCUGGAGGAGGUAAUGUUUCGUCCCGCCAAAAUUCCGGCCCUAUUCCACCAAUUCUCCCUACCACAGGCCUGAUUACAUCUGGUCCUCUAAAUUCUGCUGGAGCUCCUCGUAAAGUGUCAGGUCCCUUGGAUUCAACAGGGUCAAUCAAGCUGCAAAAUUAUUCUGUAGUUAAUAACCAAGCUGUUACUCGCAUCAACCAAUGUGAUGAAUACUCCUUCCGCAAGAGCUUCCCAAAGACAAUAUUUUGGUCCAUCAUUCUUUUAUUUUUGAUGGGAUUUAUUGCUGGUGGCUUUAUCCUUGCUGCUGUUCACAAUCCCAUUCUUCUCGUUGUUGUUGUUGUGCUCUUUGCUAUAGUCAGUCUGGUGUUCACCUGGAAUACUUGUUAUGGAAGAAAAGCUAUCAUUGGUUUCAUUUCUCAGUAUCCAGAUGCUGAGCUUAGAACUGCAAAAGAUGGCCAAUUUGUUAAAGUUUCUGGGGUAGUUACCUGUGGAAAUGUCCCUCUUGAAUCAUCGUUUCAGAAGGUUUCUAGAUGUGUAUAUACAGUCACAAGCUUAUAUGAGUACCGAGGGUGGGAUUCAAAAUCUGCCAACCCAGAACAUCGUCGAUUUUCUUGGGGUCUUCGUACGCUGGAGCGGCAUGUCUCUGAUUUCUAUAUCUCUGAUUUCCAGUCUGGAUUAAGGGCUUUGGUCAAAACUGGGUAUGGUGCUAGAGUAACCCCUUAUGUCGAAGAGUCUAUUGUUGUGGAUAUUGAUCAAUCAAAUAGGGACAUGUCACCUGAAUUUGUCAGAUGGCUGGCAGAGAGAAAUCUAUCCAGUGAUGACCGAAUAAUGCGAUUGAAAGAAGGGUAUAUAAAAGAAGGUAGCACUGUGAGUGUAAUGGGAGUUGUCCGACGGAACGAUAACGUUCUUAUGAUUGUUCCACCUCCAGAGCCACUUUCAACAGGGUGUCAGUGGUCUAAAUGUAUUCUUCCAGCGAGUCUGGAGGGUAUCGUUUUGAGAUGCGAGGACAGUUCAAAGAUUGAUGUCAUUCCUGUGUAGCACCUUUAUGAUUAUAGAAGGCUUUGCUGUUUUUGUUUUUAAAUAUGUUGGAAAACCCUCUUCUGUCAGUGGCAACAAGAAUGGCAUCUCAUCUUCACUCAGUUAACCAGAUAUGUAUUGUUUGUCGAUUUGAUUUGUUUUUUUAUUUUUGUUUCUAUUCUUCCUGUAAUGGUGUUGGUGUCAUCAAAUGUGUAGAUACUGAUGAUUUUUGAGAGAGUUGUUAUGGUUAGAAAGUCAUAUAUUUGGAUACAACAUGUGUAUUUGGUUGGUAUUAGUUAUUCUUUUGUGGCACACUUAGCCACUCUCAA